GAGAGCAAGUGCCUGUGCGUGCCCUCUGGGAAAGGAAAGAAAGUGACAGGAGGAGAAGGAAACGCAAGUGGAGACACUUGACAGAAGACGGGAGCUGCUGAGCCUUUUAUUGAUUAUCUUUUCAGUCGUAUGUCUGUUUUUUUUCAUUGUCCUUUGCAUUGUUAGUCCUGAACAUCUCUGUUUGCAGUGUUAAAGUGCGGCCUGUUCAAGCAUGCCCACAAACGGUAUUAACCAGGCUUUAAAGCUACAGUUUGGUCUGAUCAACUAUGAGAACCGCUACCUGACCGCUGAGGCCUUUGGCUUCAAGGUAAAUGCUUCAGGAACCAGCAUGAAGAAGAAACAAAUCUGGACCUUAGAGCAGGAUGAGCAAGACGGUCAAGUGGUGUUUCUUCGCAGCCACCUGGGACGCUAUUUGGCUUCUGACAAGGACGGAAAGAUCACAUGUGGGGCAGAGAAGCCGGAUCCAGAAUGCCGUUUCCUUAUUGUGCCCCAGUCUGAUGGUCGCUGGGCACUCCAGUCAGAACCUUACCUGCGCUACUUUGGAGGCUCUGCAGACUACCUGUCCUGCUUCGCCCAAGUCAUUGGAGAGCAAGAGCUGUGGGCUGUUCAUUUGGCUUUGCACCCCCAGGCUAGCCUGCUAAGUGUGGCACGUAAGCGCUAUGCCCAUCUGUCUGCCUCGGAUGGAGAAAUCUCAGUGGACAGCAACAUUCCCUGGGGGGUCGAUUCCCUAGUCACCUUGGUAUACCUGGACGGCAAGUACAGCCUGAAGACUUGCGACAGCCGCUUUCUGAGCAACGACGGCAAACUAGUGAAGGAAAACAAAAACACGACCUGUUUUACACUGGAGUUGAAGUCCGGCAAGCUGGCCUUUAAGGACUGUGAUGGGAAAUAUCUGGCCCCCGUGGGCCCCACAGGAACGCUGCGCUCCGGUAGAUGCUCCAAACCCGGAAAAGAUGAGCUGUUUGAUCUUGAAGAAAGUCAUCCACAAGUAGUUUUUCAAGCUGCCAAUAAAAGAUUUGUCUCAGUCAAACAAGGAGUGAGUAUUUCAGCAAACCAAGAUGUGGAGACAGACAUGGAGACCUUCCAGAUGGAAAUAGACAAGGAGAACAAAAAAGCUUUGUUCAGGACCAAUGGAGGAUCCUACUGGACCUUAGUGACCCAUGGAGAGAUCCAGUCCACUGCCAAAGAAGUAGAGAUCAACACCAUGUUCGACAUUGAGUGGAGAGGACAAAGAGUUGCACUCAAAGCAAGCAAUGGAAAGUACGUAUGUACAAAAAAGAAUGGACAGCUCUCUGCAAUCAGUGAUGCAGUGGGAGAUGAUGAAUUAUUUCUGAUGAAACUCAUUAACCGCCCUAUGCUGAUCCUUCGCGGGGAGAAUGGCUUUGUGUGUCACCACAAGAACUCUAACACCCUGGAUGCAAAUCGAUCCGUCUAUGACAUCUUCUCAUUGAUCUUCAACGAUGGCGCCUACAUUAUAAAGAGUGUGAACGGAAAGUUCUGGUACGUCUCCAGCAACGGCCUUGUGUGCUCAGAUGGAGAAAAGUCAGAGAAUUUUUUCCUCGAGUUUCUGGAACAUGGACGUGUCGCCAUCAAAGGAUCCAAUGGGAAAUACCUCCGUGGAGACCAGGGCGGCACGCUCAUGUGUGAUGGAGUAUCUGUUGAUGCAUCUUCGCUCUGGGAGUACUGAUCUCGUCUGGCUCUCAAAAAAAAAAAAAGGCCUAAACGUAGGUGCAAGAGCCGCUCUCAUCGUCGGGCCAAGAGGCAGAACUUUUCUAGGAAUCCAAUCCCAUGUUUUCUCUUUUUUUGUUUGUCUUUUUCAUUGGGAUCAAGUGAACACUUUAGGAAGUCAUGUGGGUAUUUUUACCUGUAAAUGUUAGAUAUUUUUAAAAUGACAACAAAUGCCAAGAUCAAAUGCAUUUUGUGGAAAUCUGUAAUUUUUAUGAACGGACAGUAGGAGAAUGUUCUAAAAAAAAAAAAAUCACCACAACACCAUUUUAAUAUCCAUUUACCUAUACUUACAUAUUAUAAACCCUUUAUCCGAUGGUCAAAUUUCCCAGCUGUCAUCUGGAAAGAAGUUGGCAACUGCCAGUAAAUGCAGCCACAUUAAAAAAAAUGGAUCAUUUAAAAUCUGAUCAGUUUGACUUGAUGCUGCUGAUAAUUCACUUUUUUUUAAGAAAACUUAUUGCCUGCAACUUCAAAGUUUCACCCUAAAGUGAAUUUUGGGGAUUUUACAAAUAUCCUAAAGUACAAAAUGUACAUAAAAAAGCUUGUACGCAUUAAAAAAUCCUGAAGGCUCAUUUAUAGUCAUGUUCUAUUUAUUUGAUGUAGGUGUAUGCUGACAGCCAUAAUCGUCUGGAUCUCAACAUCUUUUCUGACGACUCUUAGGAGCCAAGUAACUUCCUGACUUUGCUGUGCAGCAUGCUAACUGAAAGUGAAAAUGUCUGGUUUAUCUAACUAAAUUUAAAGAAGCACCAAGAACAAGACUCUAUAAUCUUAUUUUUUAUUUUCAUUUUGUUCCUUUUAAGGUAUAAAUAUCAUCUAAGACAAAAAAAUAAAAAGGAAUUCUGGUGAUUUUAAUCUGCAAAAGCCUGAAGAGUUCCAGAAAAGAAAAUGUAUCGCAUAAAAAUCAAACUUUCACAUCAGGGACGAGCGUUAAAGAGGAGCACAUGUAGAAAACACAUGAAUGUGAAGUCUUUGAAGUGCUUCUCUGGUGUCCUGCCUGGGGCCUUAAUCUACACCGAACCCUGUAGUUGACCUUUCUGUUAAACGUUAGCCAGCGCCGGUCUUCAUCAGGUCAAUUCUCAUAUUUGAUUCAGUCUUUCACAGUAUGUGUUGAACUGAUUACUCAAUCAACACUCAUUGAAAACAAGGGGUAUGAGCAGCCAAGGCUUUACAAGCACGAUGUGCAGAACACAUGAAUAACCAAAAGCUAUAUACAUGUUUGGUAGUCAGUUUCUGGGGUAAAACGUUUAUGCAUAUUACAGUCAUUUCUGAAUAUUCUGUAAAUGUUUUUGUUGUUUUUUUCCGUCUGGGAUUCAUAGACACUUUGUUGGUAGAAAGCCCAAAAAGGCUCCACAAAACACACAACCUGUAUCUGCUAUAUAGAGAAAGACUCGCCAUAUUUUAGAUUAUUGUUUGUUUUCAGUCACUAGAUCAUUCACAAUCAUUGUUUUCUGAAAGUUUUCUUUUUUUUUUUUUUUGAGGAAAAUGUUAUGGAUAAUAAAACACUUAUAUGUGAAUAUGGUAAAUCUGGAGUCAAACUUGAAAAUGUGCAAAUAUCAAUAUUCUUUAAUGGUUUUUGUAAAGACUUUGCUUCUUUCUAUGAUAAAUGUUCAAUAAAUCAU
This is a messenger RNA of Oryzias melastigma (Indian medaka), 3344 nucleotides long. RefSeq names its product fascin actin-bundling protein 2a, retinal (gene fscn2a). The coding region runs from base 212 to 1687 and encodes 491 amino acids. Gene Ontology annotation, molecular function: actin filament binding; protein-macromolecule adaptor activity. The record is from RefSeq and is a predicted model, not a curated record. Lineage: Eukaryota; Metazoa; Chordata; Actinopteri; Beloniformes; Adrianichthyidae. Gene Ontology annotation, cellular component: cytoplasm; actin cytoskeleton. The transcript has 5 exons. Gene Ontology annotation, biological process: cell migration; establishment or maintenance of cell polarity; actin filament bundle assembly.